This is a messenger RNA of Anguilla rostrata (American eel), 4178 nucleotides long. It is a transcript of the gene leng9, whose product is annotated as leukocyte receptor cluster (LRC) member 9. Lineage: Eukaryota; Metazoa; Chordata; Actinopteri; Anguilliformes; Anguillidae. The coding region runs from base 311 to 2170 and encodes 619 amino acids. The record is from RefSeq and is a predicted model, not a curated record. Gene Ontology annotation, molecular function: metal ion binding. The transcript is spliced from 7 exons.
AAGUGCGUUAGUUCAGUUUUGCAGUAGCUAGCUUUUGUCACCAGCUUGAUUUGAAAACAAAAAAGUUUUAUGAUCGUAGUGCUAAUUUAGCAGAAUUUAUCGCGUAUUAUGUAAAACCUGUAUAACAUGUCUCAUUGUGAACAACUAAUGGAAUGCGAAUAGCUGUGUUUCAUGAGAUGAGUCGCCUGCUAACUAUUCUUUAAAACAGAUAAGGUUACCUGUACAUGCUAUAUCUUGGUUUGUGGUGAUUUUGUGAUAUGAUCCAGACAGAUCACGUUAGCUAGGAAAUAACACAACUGCAGUCCAAACUAUGGCCGCAGAGCGUGCAAGUUUGCCCUGCGGGUCAGAUGAGGACCUCAGAACGAGACCACUGGAUGAGCACAUGUCCUCCAACGUGGGAGAAAGCCUGAAUCCUGGAGAAACUGUGGUGGGGCGUGACAACAAGGCAAAGCCACAGGAUGACCUUUCAGGGAACAAUGUUUGUGGACAAGAGGUUGAUGGAGUGGCCAUUUGCCAGUUCUUUUUGCUGGGCAGGUGUCAUUUUGGAAACAAAUGUCGUUUGUCACACAGCCUGCCCCAGUCUGCCUCAAAUGUCCCAGAGAGCAGACAUGACACAGAACAGGAUGCAGGAAACAGAAAGAAGGUUGGAAAGAUGAAGAAAAUGCAGAAGAGAGGGAAAAAUGUGAAGGAAGUGGAGGGAAAAGAAUAUACCAAGAAGCCUCGUAUGCGUACAGCCGAUGAUGUAAUUUCCAGGAUUUUGUGGGAUCCCUCCCUGGAUCCGACCGAUUUCAGUGUGGGGUACCUGGAUCGCUUUCUGGGGGUGUUAGAACGUCCCUUUUCGGAAUUCUCAUGGGACACUGAUAUCUGCAGCUGUGACUACUCAGAGGAGCUGGCUCUUCCCAGACACAGGUUUCAGUAUUUUACCUACAGGGGCCGACGUGUCUGGGACAGGGAGAGCAGGAUGGAUGGGGUUUUUGGCUCUACUGGGGGGCCACUUGAGCCUCCCUUUGCUGCAGGCGGUGAGAAGGAGGAAGGAAAUGUAUCGCAAGAAGCUAGACCACAGGAAUCAGGAGGAGAACUACACGAAACGUGCGACGAACUUCGAGAAGAAAGCACCAGUGGCCAUGCAGGAGAAGCCCGUGAUCAGGACAGCUUUCACAUGCAUCCUGGGGUCGACGAGGAGAAAGAGACAGGAGACCUCUCUCACACAUUGGCUGAGGUAGCAGGAGACCCUCAAAGCAGCCAAAAGUGCUUUCUCAAUGACACCCCGCAGGGCACUCAGACUGCAGGAGUCGAAUCAGAAACGUGUGAAAAGGAAGCAGUUGAUGUCUCUGAGUUGUCUAUGUCGACAGCCGAAAUGUCUGUCUCUGAGAGAGGUAAUGCCAACAGAGAAGGAAGUGAUGGAGAACAGGAGGAGUGGAAAGAGGAAUGGGAAGAGGAAGAAAAAGAACAGUUGUCAUGGCAGCUUUGGUCUUCAUCCAAACAGGGCUCCCGCUCGCCAGUUGAAACCGAGAAACAGAGUCCGGUCUUCAGGGGCGGAGCCAGGUCAGAGCCUCUGGGGCAGCGGCAGAGGCCUAGCAGGGGGAGGCCCACUCACUUCAUCACUUUUCGCGCAGACACGCCCACGUUACUCUCGGGGUUACAAGGCCUCCGGGAGGAGAUCACCUCCCUCUUCCCCUGCUCCGCCCCUCACUGGGUCUCCCCCGAAUCCCUCCACAUCACGCUCAGCCUCCUGGUCCUCUCAGGGCCCGAGGAGGUCAGUAGGGCCUGCAAGAUCCUGAGGGAGUUCGCUCAGAAACGCAGCCAGCCGCCGCUCUCCCUCUCCUUCCCGCCGAAGCUGGACCAUUUUGGAGGAAGGGUCCUUUUCCUCACACCACAACCCCUGUCUGGGCUUCAGUCUCUAAACAGACCCCUGCAGGAGGUGUACGGCAAGCAGGGCUGGCUUCACAGGGACUCCGUGUCCCCCAAUUACCACCUGACGCUAGCAAAGAUGAAGGGAAAUGAGGGUGAGAGAGUGUUCAAGGGAGUGGUGGACAUGUACAGCGUGGCUCGAUUGAGGGCCAUAGAUUUCGGGAAACUGGUUGUGAAUCAGCUGUGUCUGUGUGUGAAUGGCAAAUCCAAGAUGGAGGAUGGUUUUUACGAGACUCUCUGUGUAGUGAACCUCCAGUGAGGAAAUGUGAGAGUGAAAAUGAAUAAACGUGUGGUUGUGUCAGUGAAGGAGCAUGCCAGAAGGGACAGGAGGUUGAGAGGUUGAGGCUGAGGAGUGAUGAGAUUAGUUUACCAAGGUGGAGAAUAGGACCAAAGCACUGGCACAGCCCAUUUAGUUUGCAUUUUAUUUAGCAUGGCACCUUUUGCAUUGAUGUUUUCAUAGUAGUAUGCCACAUAAAACGUUCCCAAAGCAGGGUGGCUAUGUGGAUUUCAGUGGUGUCUUGAGAUGGAGUCACAGAAUGGUUUGUGAGUCACUGACUGCAAACAAAACUGUGUACCACACAAAAGCUCGUCCAGAUUGGGAGGGAGAGCGUUGUCUUUCACUGUGGACAACAGCUUACCUGCAAGUGCCUGGUGAAACGCUGAGGGCCAUUCAUUACAUUACAUUCAUUUAGCAGACGCUUUUAUCCAAAGCGACGUACAAAAGUGCAUUUUCAUGAUCGUAGACAACUGCUGAACACGGGUUCAGUAAGGUACAAUUACUUAUUUUGUACAGCCAUUCGAGCAGGAGGAACCCUGAUUAACUUAAACCCACAGUACAGGUAGGAGGGAGUUCCUUUGUCUUCCUGCGUAGUCCUGGUCCCUAAUGAAGGACCUGGAUGAGAAGUUGCAGUUUUGAAGCUGUUGGGCUCAGCCAUGGGGAAGGCUGUUUGCUUGUUUAAAAAAUGAAAUUCACAUCGAUCUACUCUGACACUGAUCUACAAAGUGGCUAUAUUGUGCCACACAAGUCUUUUUGUUAUGCCCUGAAGGUUUGAUUUCCCUUUGUAUGGUGUCAGAUCUGACUCCACAGCUGGGCUGGUUUGGCAGAUCGCGUAGCUUCUCUUUAACGUUCCGCUGCUCUAUCGUUAGCGCUCCCCUAUAGCCUGUUCAGUUUGCGGUGGCGUUUUGUUGCCGGUAGGAUUAGCUUUCGCAAGCACCUCAGCUCUGCCAUGAUAUCACCGCUCCGCACGGUAACACUGCCCAAGGCUGUCUGUGAGGUCAGCGCAGGAGUACUGCUCAGGCUGAUCUUGCGUGCCCUGGGAAAAAAUAACCAUGGAAACGCAAGCUGGCUGGGGGCGUGGUGGUGGGAAGGCAGAAAAAGAUAACAAGUGACUUGGUAAUACAUGGGUUAAGAUAAAUAAUGGAUGGAGCUGCUAAGAGAAUGUGCCUGAAUGUACUAAUUGUGAAGGAAGCAAGGAAGCACUUUUUUCCACUAAUAGCUGCAUACCUCCUUUUCCAUGGGAACCCAUGGGAAUGGCAGCACAGCAUGGAGGGUGGGGAGUGCUGGGUGUCUAAACCAAAGCUUACAGACUCACUUCCCCGCUUAGAUGCUGUUCAUAUCUAUAUGUAUGAACAACGCUCAUGGAAAUUGAAGGAGAAUGAAUCACUAACCAAAUCAAGUCAACUAUCAAAUUUAUUCUUUGAUCUGCCAUAAGAAACAUGCACAUGCACUUUAAUGCACAUGCAUUUUGUUUUAAUUUUGCAAUGAUGUUUCUGAGGUGUUUCUUUGUGGCAGUGUCAUGAAAAGACGCUGAAAAAUGAAUCAUCGAUACCUUAAUAUCCUGAAUGUGCAAUAGCACGUGCUGCACAUUUGAAAACACAACUUGGGACCAACAUCAGUGCGCACAAAAUCUUGGUUUCUGUUUGCUUUAAAUGUUAAUUGACAAAUAUUUAAUAACUCUUUAAGGUGAAUCAAUCUUAGUAAAUCAUUUUUUUAAAAGUAAUUUUUACUGCAGUGGGCGUUAAAUAUGACACUGGUGUCUAAUUAUAAUCAUUUCAUGCAGUCUGAGGGGUAUGGGGGGUUAAAUGAAAUGAUAAAAAUGAUUUGUGAUGUAUCCUGCUUUUAUGUGCUGUAUUAUGUAACUUAAAUGUCCCCUGGUGAAUCAGCCUUGGACAUCAUUGUGUACUGUUAUGUUUGACUUUUAAAAUGGCUAUUUGUAUCAAAUGUUUAAUUAUAUUUUGGAUAUAAAUACAUUUGCACUACUAUCAAA